This is a messenger RNA of Nyctereutes procyonoides (raccoon dog), 1669 nucleotides long. It is a transcript of the gene ALKBH6, whose product is annotated as alkB homolog 6. NCBI's taxonomy places the organism in Eukaryota, Metazoa, Chordata, Mammalia, Carnivora, Canidae. The transcript is spliced from 7 exons. Bases 541 to 1530 code for a protein of 329 amino acids. The record is from RefSeq and is a predicted model, not a curated record.
UUUGGGGGUGGCUGGGGACGGAGAUGGGGUCCGAGAGGGCUGAGAACGGGGACCUGGGGAAGCUCAGGUGGGAAUUCCAGGGAAGCUCGGAGCGUGGGGUUCUAGAAGACUCGGUGUGGGGAGUCUAAGGGGUUCAGGUAGAGAAGGUUGGAGAGGAGCCAGGCUUCAGACUAAAGGCCUAAGGUUGCUGCAGGGAAGGGGCGCUCGGGAGGAGAAGUGUGAAGGUGUCCAGAAUGGGGGGAUCCGAGGAGACGGAGAGUGGGCCUUUCUGAGACUCGGAUCGGGGGCACGCGGGUGUUCAGAACGGGGCGUCUGAAGGGCUGGAGGCAGGAGGAGGGUGCAUGGUGACCGUGAAUACUGUUGGAGACCCAGACUCAUGGUUGCAAGUCUGAAGUUGUUAGGAAGGGGUCUCAAACCCUUUGAAGGGGCUUUGGGGUGCAGCCCUGGAGGCCCUGCGUGGAGCUCUUGAGAACGGCUCCCCGUGAGGUCAGAGGAUGUUCUCCGUGAGAGGCUUAAGAGGGCAAAAAUGUGUGCCGUUGGAUGAGACGUUGUGGAUGGAGUUUGGGGCAGCGGGGCAAUGUUCUGGGUGCUCACUGUGUCUGGGUGGCUUUCGAGAUGCCGAGGACUCAGGUGGAAACCAAGACUGGGUGCAUGGAGUUGGUGUCGAUGGAAGAUCAGGACGCCAGGGUCCCCGCCCUGGAACCGUACAGGGUGGAGCAGGCACCACCUGUAAUCUACUAUGUCCCUGACUUCAUCUCCAAGGAAGAGGAAGAGUAUUUGCUUCGACAGGUCUUCAAUGCCCCAAAGCCAAAGUGGACCCAGCUCUCGGGGAGGAAGUUACAGAACUGGGGACCCCAUUGCCCUCUCCCAGGUGGGCUCCCCCAUCCCCGGGGGAUGGUUCCUGAGCGGCUGCCUCUGUGGCUCCAGCGCUACGUGGACAAAGUAUCUGACCUCAGCCUUUUUGGGGGUCUCCCAGCCAACCACGUCCUUGUGAACCAGUAUCUGCCUGGGGAGGGCAUCAUGCCCCACGAGGACGGGCCACUCUACUACCCGACCGUCAGCACCAUCAGCCUGGGCUCCCACACCAUGCUGGACCUCUACGAGCCGCGGCAGCCAAAGGAUGAUGACCCUGCCGAGCAGGUGGGCCCUGAGACCCUGCCCCAGCCACUCGUGGGCAUUCUGACAAUCCACAUCCUCCAAGAGGGCCCCAACCCCUCCUGCUUGCAAGCCUCGGGCCCCGCCCCGGCCAGCCACCUCACUGCUGCUGGAACCGCGCAGCCUGCUGGUGCUCCGAGGCACCGCCUACACGCGCCUCCUCCACGGCAUCGCAGCUGCCCGCGUAGACGCGCUGGACGCCACCUCCCUGCCGCCCAACGCCGCCGCCUGCCCGUCGGCGCGGCCCGGAGCCAGCCUGGUCCGUGGCACGCGCGUCUCGCUGACCAUCCGCCGCGUGCCCCGUGUGCUGCGCACCGGCCUCCUGCUCAGCAAGUGAUGCCAGGUGGACUCAUUCUGGGGCUCUCCGCCUCCUGACAUCUGCGACCCUGUGACCUUGGAACCCUGGGGCAGAGGCGGCUCCCCUCCCCAGCAUUCCCGGGGUUAUAUAUUUUCCCAGUAACUUUGUGGGAACUACAGGAAGAGGUCCCAUUUCAAAUAAACCAACAAAAAUCUU